AGUAAGAAAGCCAGCUCUCACAGGCCUGUUAGUUGUUAUUUAAGAGGCCCUCCUGUUUUGUAUUUUACUUUCAAACUGGAGCACAAAUCAACCCUUGUUGGUCCUAAAUAACUGAGUAAUACAUAAUUGUCCAUUUCUAUGUCACAAAUGAAUGGUUCUAUUGUUUGGAAGAAGAUUUGUUGUCAAGCAUGUUUAUUACUGCCUAACUUGUUUUCUUUGUGUCACACUGGUAUUUUUAAUUCCGUUAUUGUGUGUGGGUGGAGACUUCCCAUAAUCAUUAACCCAUUACCAUCAUGUAAAAUAAAUAAAUAGCUGCAAAAGUAUACUAAAUUACAUAUUCAUACAACUAAAAUUAAACUAAGUGAAAAUAUGAGGACUAACGAACAAAAUCAAACAGUCUGCAGUGAAAGGGCUUCGAUACUGAGUGUUCAGUGUAAUAAAGGUAAUGAAAAAGCCUGUUCCAUCAGCAUCUUUUGACCUGGCAGAAAAAAGGGAAACUAAAAUUCAGAUUCAACAAAAGUUAACUAAAGACCUCCCUAACUGAGAACUAACAAACCCAUAACACAAAUACUUGAUGUUCCCUGUGUGUUAGUCAUGGACUUUUUCAGAAUUCAUCAAUACCAGUUAAAUAAAUACUUUUUUGCUUUCAGCCCUCUGUGUAUUUGUGUUAAAGGAAAGUUUGCGGUCAGUUUUUAGAUAGUUGCCACAAAAUGCAGGAAGUCGUUAAUGAAAUGCCAUUGUGCCGAAAUACAUGAUAGCUAAUGUUUUGAAACUGCUGUAAAUUCAAAGAUUCUUUCUAACAGGAAGAUUUAUCUUUUUUAUGCCAAAAAUGUAUGUUAAGAUUACAACACAUUAUUUAUUUAGUGAAAUUAUAUAUUAUAUAAUAUAUAUAAUAAUAUAACAUAUAAUAUUUGUUAUAGGAUAAAUUGUCCUAAUAAAAAAAAAGUGAUUCUGAUUUUCAAAAUUAUCUUUCUGUCAAAUUAUUCUGCAAGUCCAAAAUAACUCCUGUGGUCAGUUUAAAAUAACCAGGUAAACUAAAUAAUGUUUUUGUACUGUGGCAGGAAAACAAAGUACCAGGAAGUCUUAGGUUCACAUGCAAACCCCACAUAGUAAGGCCUGCAUACCUGAGAUGCAAAUCAGAGACCUAACAACUUCACAUACCACUGCAGUAAAAGCCAAUUUGUCCUAGAGGGGACAUAAGGAGCAGUGAUGUGUAGAGAAACUUCCUGUAAUGUAAAGAAGGAAGACAUAGAAAAGGAGGAGGAAGAGAAAGAGUCAGAUCAGAGCAGAAGCAGUAAGCAGAAGUCAGUGGGGGGAAACAGGCCAAAGAUUCUACAAAAAAAGGAACAAUCAGUUUUAAACUGUCAAGAUGUUGGUUCUGAUUUUUGCAAGUCUGCUCCUCACUGCCACAGUAUUUAAACUUCCUAAGACCAGUAUUUCCUGCAUGGCCAACCCAUCUGUCAACACAUCUACAAUGAGUCAAAACACCAGUAAUGAAGGAUGUUCCAACAAUGGUUCUGACGGGUGUACAGGUAACAGCCAAAAUAACAAUGUGACAACCGCCUCAGAAGACUCCAAUAAGCAAAAAUCGGACAAUUCAACAAUUUCUAGUUUUCUGAAAAAAAUCGUUGAAGAUUGGCCUCGGCACCUCAUUGUCUUUGGGGUUGGAAUUCUGAUCGGAUCAUUUGUUUCAACCUUCAUUGCGUGUCAUGCAAUAAAAAGCCACAGAAAGAAGAAAUCUACUGAAAAGCUGGAGCUGGUGACCACUGAAACUGCCCCAAAGGAUUGUGAUGAUGGGAUCCCAGACUUACAGAACAAUGGCAUCCUUGACAUGCAGGAUGAUGGCAUCCAGAACCAAGUGGCAGCAAGAUCAGGAGAGGAACCUGUUGGGGACCUGAUAGAUUCGAACUUGUCACCAAAGGAGAUUGUGUACUCAGACAUUGACUUCUCUGCUGUAAAAAAGAAGGAUCCUACAGAUGCAAAAGGGAUGGAGGAUAUCACAGAGCCUGAAUAUGCUGAAAUUAAGAGAGAGGAAAUGGAUGAGGCACAAGAAAAUGAAGGAAUGGACAGUGAAAUGUUAGAGGGAAAUGACGAGACGGAGGUAAUGAUAGAGCAUCAGGAGGAGGCAGAACAGGGCAUGCUGGCUGAAGAUGUGAUAGGAGAGCAUGUGUCACUUUAUUCCAACACAAAUGAGGAUGAGAACUGAACUCUGUACAGAUGCAUCUCAAAAAAUUUGAAUAUUGUGUAAAAGUGCAAUAUUUUUUGGCAGUCAUUUCAGAAAGUGAAAUGGUUAUUUUAUAGAGAUUCAUUCAACAUAGAGUAAACUAUUUCAAGCCUUUCUUUCUUAUAAUUUUGAUGAUUAUGGCUUACAGGUAAAGAAACCCCAAACUUAUGUGUCUCAGAAAAUUCACACUAGUCCAAUCAAAAAAAAAGAUGUAUUAAGCACAAAUGUCAGGCUUCUUAAAAGUAUGCCCAUUUCUAUGCACUCAAUUCUUGGUUAGGCCUUCUCUUGCAUGAAUUACUGAAUGAAUGCAAAAUGGCAUAGCGGGGAUCAGCCUGUGGCACUGUGUAAGUGUAAUGGAAGCACAGUUGGCUUUGGUAGCUGCCUUCAGGUCACCUGCCUUGUUGGGUCUGAUGUCUCUCAUCUUCCUCUUGACGGUAGCCCAUUGAAUUUCCAUUGGAUUUAGGUCAAGGGAGUUAGCUGCCCAAUCAAGAACAGGAACAAUGUGGUUAGUGAACCAGCUUUCAGUACCUUUGGCAGUGUAGGCAGGUGCCAAGUCCUGCUGGACAAUAAAAUCGGCAUCUCCCUACAUCUUGUCAGCAGAGGGAAGCAUGAAGUGCUCUAGAAUUUCCUGUUAGAUGGUAGAUGGCUGCAUUGACUGUGGAAUUCAGAAAAUACAGUGGACCAACACCCUCAGAUGACACGGCACCCAAACCAUCACUGACUGUGGAAACUUCACACUGGAUUUCAAGCAAUGUGGAUUAUGUGCUUCUCCACUCUCCAGUCAGCAAUCUUCCCCAUGAUUGUGUGGCCUAUGACCCAGAGUGAGAGACAAUUUAAAGGCUCAGGAAACGUUUGUUUUGAGUUAAUUAGCUGAUGGGUGUGACACCAUGAGUGUCCAAAAAAUAACUUUUUUACCAUAUUCUUAUUUUUUGAGACACUGAAUUUUGGGUUUUCUUUACCUUUAAGCCAUAAUCAUCAAAAUUACAAGAAACAAAAACUUUGAAUAUAUCGCUCUAUGCAUAAUGAUUCAAUAUAAUAUAUGAGGUUCACUUUCUGAGAUGACUGGCAAAAGAUAUUGCUCUUUUACAUAAUAUUCUAAUUUUCAGAGAUGUACAUCAAUUUAAAAAUCAUACAAGUAUUUAUCUUGUUUGUUUCUAGAAGGUAGAUUGGCUUUGGCAAGAUAGAGGCUUUUGUAGUUUCUAAUUGUUUAUGAAGUAAAUAUUUGUAACAAGAAAAGCAUCCAAAGUGAGAAUGUGAAUAUACUUUUAAUACAUGUACAUACAAGUACAUUACACCUCCUGUAAUAAGCUCUGCAAGAGCUUAUUACAGGAGGUGUAAUGUAUUGUGAUGUUCUCUGAGGAAGUACAGAAAUAUUCACCGGUGAGAAUAGUGGCCGCAUGCAUUGCACAAUAUGAAACCUAAAAUUUGCUCCCUGAAGAUGAAAGCUGUGUUUUAAUUUCCAUGCAAUGAAGGCACUCAUUAAACAGAUGUUUUUUUCACAUA
Molecule: messenger RNA, 3727 nt
Organism: Girardinichthys multiradiatus
Lineage: Eukaryota; Metazoa; Chordata; Actinopteri; Cyprinodontiformes; Goodeidae
Exons: 7
Coding region: 1370-2206 (278 amino acids)
Source: RefSeq, a predicted model, not a curated record